Messenger RNA from Conger conger (European conger), 969 nucleotides. Its product is annotated as protein FAM163A-like. Lineage: Eukaryota; Metazoa; Chordata; Actinopteri; Anguilliformes; Congridae. The transcript is spliced from 3 exons. The coding region runs from base 565 to 969 and encodes 134 amino acids. The record is from RefSeq and is a predicted model, not a curated record.
GUAGUUAUUGUAGGCUGUUGAAUAAGAUCACAUUGGGAGUGGAAUGAAUUCCGAUACAUAGGCUACCCACCGCUCUAUGAAAGGGUGGCGUAACUCCGUAAUGUGUAUUUUUCCUUGCUAGUCUAAGACGUGACGUGCUUAAUUUACAUCCGCGUUAACUUUGCGCCUCCUUGGUGUGCCUCUACCCGCUGUUGCAUUCUUCCUGUCGUAUACGCGCCUUGUGCCCGGCGGAUGACUGAAUGCAGAGCCGUGAGUGCGAGUAUUUCUGACAGCCAGGUCCUUAACAGCCUGCUGUCUUCCCAGCCGAACAUAUAAGGGACGGGAGAGGCGACAGCGCGAUAUAAGAAGAUAUGACAGCGUAACUAUUCUACUCCGUGAAUCCUCGCUAUCCAGUGUUGUGGACGUUGGGGCGAUUUUCUGCGAACGAAGCAAACCAGCGUACCGAGACGUAAAGACCUUAUGCAGCCAGCCGGCAGAAUUUAUACCGAGAGUCUACUCAGUGCGUUUCCAUUCAACAGUACACGGGGACGCUGAUCGGAAAGGGUUUGAUGGAGAGCUGGUCGGAUGACAGCUGGAACUGUAGUGAUAACCGGAGGAAUUCUGGCUGCAGUGAUACUCCUGUUUAUCAUAGCAGUCCUCUGUUACUGUCGACUCCAGUAUUACUGCUGUAAGCACCAUGGCUCAGAACAGGACAGCUGCUCUUUUGGGGACCCCCAGGCCCACUUUGCCUGUAACGCCUGCAGCGCCGCGGGGGUGGAUGGGGCCGCGGUCACCCCGCUGUGCCUGCCCCCCAACCUGGCCCCCCCCCACAGCUACUGCCCCACCUGCUCGCCCUACGGAGACCCCUUCUACAUCCUGCGCAACGGCCCCGCCCCCUGUGAGCCCCGCAGCCUGGCCCUGUGCUCCAUGAGCCCCCGGGGACCCCCGCACUUCUACGCCAACACGCCCGCGUUCAGCACCGACGUCUGA